Molecule: messenger RNA, 7054 nt
Organism: Chelmon rostratus (copperband butterflyfish)
Lineage: Eukaryota; Metazoa; Chordata; Actinopteri; Chaetodontiformes; Chaetodontidae
Gene: plekhf2
Product: pleckstrin homology domain containing, family F (with FYVE domain) member 2
Exons: 2
Coding region: 146-886 (246 amino acids)
Molecular function (GO): metal ion binding; phosphatidylinositol binding
Source: RefSeq, a predicted model, not a curated record
AGUUUCCAGCUGCUCUCGCUGUCUGCGGAUUCAGCGGUCUGUGGGGGGGAGUUACUGCCUCACUGACAUUUUCUGGAAUACAACUGAGCUUCAAGUCACUGCAACAGUUGUCGGACAACCAGAGGUGCCGUCGGGUGAGGUGAAGAUGGUGGACCGGCUUGCGAACAGCGAGGCCAACUCCAAGAGGAUCGCAGUGGUGGAGGGCUGCUUCGGCGCUGCGGGCCAGCCGCUGGCCAUCCCCGGCCGCGUGCUGAUCGGCGAGGGCGUCCUCACCAAACUCUGCCGCAAGAAGCCGAAGGCGCGCCAGUUCUUCCUCUUCAACGACAUCCUGGUCUACGGCAACAUCGUCAUCCAGAAGAAGAAGUACAACAAGCAGCACAUCAUCCCGCUGGAGAGCGUCACCAUCGACACGGUGCCUGACGAGGGCGACCUGCGCAACGGUUGGCUCAUCAAGACGCCCACCAAGUCCUUCGCAGUCUAUGCCGCCACCGCCACAGAGAAGUCCGAGUGGAUGAACCACAUAGGGAAGUGCGUGGAGGACUUGCUGCAGAAGAGCGGCAAGGCCCCGACGGGCGAGCAUGCAGCCGUCUGGGUGCCCGACUCCGAGGCGACGGUGUGCAUGCGCUGCCAGAAGGUGAAGUUCACGCCGGUCAGUCGCCGCCACCACUGCAGGAAGUGCGGCUUCGUGGUUUGCGGGCCGUGCUCAGAGAAAAAGUUCCUCCUGCCCAGCCAGUCUUCCAAACCCGUCCGUGUCUGCGAGUACUGCUUCGUGCAGCUGACAUCAGGAGGUCUCGCGCCGCGCUCGGACUCCAUCAGCCGGCCGGGCUCAAAGUUCAACAGCAACAACCUGUCGGACGAUGACGACGAAGACGACAGCAGUGACUGAGCAACGGACCGUCCUCCCGACGGCGUCUCGUCCCCACGUCGAGGAGGAAGUACUUCUUUUUUUCUUUUUGUUUCUUUCGCCUCCCAGAUGAUCGAAUCUUUUUCUCCACCGUGAGACGAAUUCCACCUCUGAGGAUUAAUUCACUUUGGUGUUCCAGUCUCAAACCAAAAUAUUUAAUUAUUCCUCUAAUUCCAGCAAGGAUAAAUAUUUUCCCGACCACAGGGAUUAAACAGUGAAACGUGGAAUUAACUGAGUGAUUAGAAGAACUCUGGGAAAAACGACUUGACUCUUGACUCUUAUCGCUUCCACUCAGUCCGCCUCUUCUCUCUGAACUCUUAAUUAGGCUGCAAUUAGUCACUACAGAACACAAUGGUGCUAAUGAGAAACACCCUCUGCUCUCCUCCUAAGUUAAUUCCAACUAAGAGGCUUCUUUUUCCUCCCAUCUUUCUGUCACUUCUUUUAACUGUAUGGCCAUGAACUACCCAUGGCGAUUGCUCGUAAUGUCUGCAGGGAAAAGCAAAUGUUUUGGCUCUAACCUUUAUCUCCUCUGUCCUUCAGGUAUCGCACCAAAAAGGGCUUUUUUGUAAUGGAAGUUUGGUAUUUUUCCGCCCUGUUUUGUAAAUUUAUCUCCAGGAAGAUGUCAAGCUGAAGCAAAGAUCCCUUUUAUAAAUAACAAAAUGUAGAUAUUUCGCUAAACCCAGAGCUUUUCUAGUUGACCUAAUAUAGUUGCUUCUGACAAAUCAGCUGAAGCUUGUCUCACAGGGAGUGUGUUUGUCUCCGCUAACACACUUUUGUGAGUUCAGUUUCUACGCGGCUUCAAAAACUAACUCUACCUUUUGCCUGUACCGUCACAUAGUGCCUUCUAGAAAACUGAGCUCAGCCUUCAAGUGAGAAAAAGGUUGUUUGUUAAUGAAUCCAGGCUGCCGUAAAACAGGGACUUCAUGAUAGGUUGACUCUGAAACGCAUUACAUAGGAUGGAGGUGUUGUGUGCUUCAGUGCAUGUGUGCUGCAAACAAGAGAGCCGGGAGAUUACUAACCUGCCGACGGACAGGAAGAGUUCGUUCUCUACCAGACAAUUGAAACCCGCCGUCAGACACUGACUCUCGGGUUAGGAUGUGUUUAAAAAGCCAAGCACUGGUUUUCAGAUUGAGCUGAAAGGCAUUUAUUCCACUACUGAACGACCUGAACGACCCCUAAUCAAGGUCUAGUUCUUGCCUUCUGUUUUACAUGCAGAAUGUUUUGGAUGGACGUCUUUGAAUAGACACACCGAGACAAACGUCAUCGUUUUUAUGCAACGUUUGGUAAAGGAGUGCCAGAUGGGGAACAGUUGCAUUUAAAUGCAAAUCAGUGUGAUUAGAUUAAUAAAGGGCCCCACCUGCAGUAAGACAGAGAGGGGAAAACAUCAGAACCUGCUACUGUCAGAGCUUCUGGGCUUCAGAGUUUCUGUGCAGCUUUAGUGGAAGAAAUGGGUCACGACUGCACUCCCUCACACCAACACUAACAAACGUUAGGAAAAUAUUUUAAACCCGUCACACACUCUCCAACACUUUGCACAAACAAAUGCAUAACGAGGCUGCGAAACACACGUCAGGUCUUCUGAAUCCGAAUACCGUGGCUACACAUUCAGUCACAGUUCAGUUUCUGUAGUGGUUCAUUUCAAUUCAAUUUAAUGUCUUGUUUAACUUUGGAUUUACUGUGAUCUGGAAGAUGAUGCAGAAAUGGUGUUAUGCUCCUCAGAGCAGUGAGAUGGUCUGUCUGGGUAAAGUGAAUGAAAUGAAAUGCAAUAAUCAGGAAGUGUUAGGUUAGCUUGCGUUUUCUUUUGUAAUCACAUGAUCCUGUCUUGCAUCAUAGUCUGAGUAGCUCAGGUGGUUUGCAGUUACUGGACAGAAACAGUCAGGAAGCCGGCGUGUCGUCUUCCUGUCAGUGGCCCUUCCCUGCGCUGCUCUGAGGUCAGAGGGCCACGUUGUGUCACAAAACAAACGCACCCUUUCUGAACUCUGCUCCUCCCGCCUGGCGGAGUUGUGUAAACCUUCUCUCCCAGCCUCUGCCAACACAAGCUAACACGGCCGUCCUUCCCGCCUUCCUUCCUUUUCCAGAACUUUCCUCUGAAAAAGCACAGUUUUCUGAUCAUGUGACAUGUGUGUGACCUAAAUCGGGAUCAGGCGCUGAACCAGGAAGUGAAAAAGGCUGCUUGGGGGGAAUUAUGAUGAACUACCUGUCACUGCACAGAGUUCAGGUUCAGUAGCUCUCACAGAUGUUCAUGUCAUCAGUUUGUGCCGUGAAGAGUUUCAUUCCUUCUGGAGCAGCUGCAGGCAGCAGUGACUCAGCCCACCCCAUCAUUUUCUUCAUGUUUCACAAAUGUGGCUGCAGUUUUGUAAGUUGGUAUGGUCCAUUUUGGGAUCCAGAACCUUUUAAUAAAUUAGCAAAUGAAUAAUUUAGGUUUAAGUCAUCGUAUUUGUGUGUUUUUCUUUGGUCUACACAGUCCUUAGUAUCCGAAACCGGGCCCAGGGCCUCGGGUGCUACUGGAUUGUCAGUCCUGGUCCAAUUCGGUCAGAAGGGGUCCUGCUUUUAUGCUGCAUGGGUCACUAUUUAAUGGGAAAUUCACACCAGCAGAGUCCUAACGUGCAUCAUUGUGUUACGCUGAGACGCGUCGAUACUCAGUGUAUCAGAAAAGCAGCACUUUGGCCAUCUUUGCUCUCUGGAUCAGCACAUCACACCAGCUGUGCAGUACACGUGGUGUGUGUUACACUCGUCAAGUGGCAAAGUGUUGCACUUCUGAAAUCACUCCGUUUGCCAGAUAACAUUAACCGUAUAUAGAUUCCUGAUACGUGUACGGCCCUUAGACAGUGCUUUCUGCUAAAACUGAACACUCUUGUGACACAAAUUAGGAGGAUUUCCACCCGAAAGUGUGUGAGAUCUCAUUUUCCUGCUCUGUUGAGCGCCUGUUGUAAAUGUAGUAAUGGGUGAGCGAACAUGGUGGUGAUCUGGGCUGCAGCUCUGCACCAGCCAUGUAGCAGCAGCCGCCAAGAAAACGGACUCGAAGCGGAAAGAAACAUUUCGUCGCAGCUCUGAGAGUAAAAUGUGAUCCUUGAACGCCGUAUCAGCCCGGUCAGCUGUGGUCACGUGGCGUGUACGCAUUUUCACAGGAGGAAAGCGUGUCAUUAGAGGCAGAUGGAGAGUGUGGACUGUAAACAUGGCUGCUGUUCAGUGGGGGAGCAUCAUGAUGCUGCUGGUGUUGGUGUUUUCUCUCUGAUUGGAUUUGUUGGACCAGGUCUGACGUCCGUUUUUGGACUGAGUAGCUUUCCGUGGAUCAGCUUCGGAUCGUUUAAUUCGUCUGCGGCUUGCUUGACGAGCAGAACAGAUGUUGGAAUGAAACUCUCCAGAGGUGCACUCUAAUACAAACCAGUAAAGAUGAGAUGUCUGCGAAACAAGACGCUUCUUAUUUGACCUUUCACCUGAGAUCAAACAGGGAAAAAAAAAAUCAGUUGUUGCUGCAUCUGGCAGAAGAUGAACAGCUCAACCUCUACGAGCGACGCUGGCUCACUGUGCGAGUGUCUCCAGGUGUUUAUCUACAUGACUGAACAGUCAGAGCGUUAUCUUUGUACGCAGUCCGUUAUCUGCAUUUCUGCCGCGGUGAAAAACUCCUCGUCUGAACUGCGGCUCAAAGCGGCAGAGCGGGAGAAGAAAGGGAUCAUUUUCUUUUAUGUCUUUUCGAUUGUACAAAUUUACCUUGCUGUUAAUGUUGCUGCAAUAAAAGCGAGCGAAGUGAUUGGAGGAAUGAACGUCGAUGAUCACUAACCAGCUGUCCUUUAUACUCACCGUGGCUGAGGUGCUGAUGGAGGAGACGACGCCGCCGUCAAACCCCGAAGCGCGGCAUCCGGCCUCAGGUUUGCUGUGGAUUGCACUUAACAAAGUUGGCACAUUGACUUUGAUCCAGGUUGAGUUAUCGCUUCAUACUGUUAGUUUUAAAAUGAAUCUGGUUGUUUUAAUCCUGUUGAUUUUUGUACAUUUGUACAGAUGUGUUUUGGGUCUGUUUGUUUUAGUUGUACAGUUCUGAUCAGUUCUGAAAUGAUGCUGUUUCAGUUCUCCCUGUGCUCAUCCAUCCUCCUCUUCCUCCUCCUCCUCCUCUCAGUCACAUCUCAGCAGCAUCUGCAGCUUUGCCACACUCAUGCAGCAGUCGCAGCAGAGACUCACGUCUGUGUGUUAAUGAGCCCUGUCCUCAGUGUCUCUUCAGCAGGUUUGACCUCCUGUUGACAGAUUCAGUGCGUCUGCAUACACUCACACGAGCCAGAUUAGUCAACUGUAAACCAGAAACUGGUAGAUUUCUUGUGGAAAGACGAUUUCUUGGCCAUGUUUGAGGGUAACUGGGUUUCUAAUCAGCUUUUUACAUGCAUGCAUGUGCAGGACACAGACUUCAGACAGAGGAAACAUCGACAAGUCUAAAUCGGUUGUUUCUGCAGCUGAACAUUUGACUGUUAAAUUCAGACACUUUGUUUCUGUGAGGACUGAGCUCCGAUCAGGUAUUAGUGCGCAAGCUUUAAAAAUCUAAUGUGACUGCAUGUGUGCAUGUAUUUACUGUCACUACAGUGCAUGUAGUGACAGUAAAUAGUUAUAGGCUUCAUUUGUGUUCCACAGCUGAGUGACUGUCACAACCUGAAAUACAAAACAACCUCCAGACACAAACAGGAUUUCACACCUUAUUAUUGUGUUUUUAUUUUAUUUUCCAGCGUAGUUGAAGCUGAUGUGCUUUAGCCUUCAUCGUCCAGCUGUUUGGACACUGUGAGCUUUACUUUACAUUAAAAAAGCUGAUUUGAACACGGCUUUGACUAAGAAAAUGACACAAGUAAUUACAUCAGUGGCUUUGAUUUUCAUUGUCAUUUGAAAGAUUUGUUUAAAAGUCAAAUUAAUGAACAUCAAAAAAGCAUCCAGGUGCGUAUGGAUCUCAGGUGAACCAGUGGAGCAGUGAAACGAUGCUGCAGGUUCAUAAAUUCAUUGAAACCAGACAGUCAGUUGUUGUCAGCAGCCUCGUCCUGCUGUUCAACUCUUACUGUGUGACAUUAUGAGAUAAAUGGAAGUCCAGCACCUGUGCUGGAAAGUAACUAAUUGCAAGUACUUAAGUACAAUUUCGGGUACUUUAUGGUGCUUCUACUCCACUACAUCUCAGAGGCAAAUAUUGCUGCACUACAUUUAAUGAAUUCAAAAUUAGCAGCUAACUUUAGUUACUUUGCAGAUUUAGAGUAUUAAUACAAAUUAUGAAUCACCUAAUCAAUGAGUUAUUGUUAUCAGUUUAAAUAAGACUUAAUUGAUCCUUGGGGAGGGGGGUAAAUUCUCGGGCUACACAGAAUUAGCUCCAUCUUUACUAACUGCAGCAUUAAAGUGAUGAACACAUGAAUGCAUCAGUAAUAUAAUGUAAUAUGGGCAUCAUGAGUACUUUUGAUUGUUACACUUUUACUGAAGUAAAAAUCUGAAGGCAUCAUUCUACACUGUGGGAUUUCUACUGAAACCACUACUGCUACUACUUCUCUUGCCACCACUGUUGAGCAGUAACCAGUUACACCCAGCACAGCUCACAAACUGGAGAUCGUCCAUGUUUCCCAGUAAGAUUGACAGUAACUCCAGAGUAAAGCUUUACACUACAGCUGUUCCAGCCCACUGAGCCCAGUGCAGCUCUUCUCUUACCAGUAUCCAGGGUGGAGUUGCCCUUUACCACUGGUCUCUUCUGCUGGCGCUGCGUUUGCCUGCAGCCUCGCAGCAGCUGAUACCUGGAACAACACAGAUCCCUGCUGUUGCGGCUCUGCUUCCAUGUUCUCGGCUACAGUCGUGUGACCUCAUGAGAAGAGAAAAGCUGCAGAUCCUGAGAUUUGACGAGGAGAGAAAAUAACGAGGAGGCACGUUGGGACAGCCGAAAGAGAAAUCAUUGUGUUUUGGUUUAGUUGUGCGAGCCGCUCACUUCCUGUCUCAUGGAUUUUAAUGUUCUCUCUCUGUUGAUGGUUUAAUUUUUGGUGUUUUUCUUAGUUUUUUUUUUUUUUUUGAUCAUUUUAAUUCUUUUUAAAAGCUUAUAAAAAGGGCUCCAAUCAUAAUGUAACCCAGCAUAUCAUUGUUCAUGACUAAUUCCUUCAGAAACCUUUAAGUAUAUAUUAUAUAUGAAUAAUGAACUGCUUAAAGUCA